Messenger RNA from Peromyscus californicus insignis, 1991 nucleotides. It is a transcript of the gene Acp2, whose product is annotated as acid phosphatase 2, lysosomal. NCBI's taxonomy places the organism in Eukaryota, Metazoa, Chordata, Mammalia, Rodentia, Cricetidae. Gene Ontology annotation, molecular function: acid phosphatase activity. Bases 1 to 1272 code for a protein of 423 amino acids. The record is from RefSeq and is a predicted model, not a curated record. Gene Ontology annotation, cellular component: lysosome. Gene Ontology annotation, biological process: dephosphorylation; lysosome organization. The transcript has 11 exons.
AUGGCGGGCAGGCAGUCUGGUUGGAGCCAGGCAGCUCUCCUCCAGUUUCUUCUUGGCAUGUGCCUAACGGUGAUGCCACCCACCCAAGCCCGGAGCCUGCGCUUUGUUACCUUGCUGUAUCGACAUGGAGAUCGGUCACCAGUGAAGACAUAUCCCAAGGACCCCUAUCAGGAAGAGAAAUGGCCCCAGGGGUUUGGUCAGCUAACCAAGGAGGGGAUGCUGCAGCACUGGGAGCUAGGCCAGGCUCUGAGGCAGCGCUACCAAGGCUUUCUGAACACCUCUUACCACCGCCAAGAGGUUUAUGUGCGAAGCACUGACUUUGACCGAACUCUCAUGAGUGCUCAGGCCAACCUGGCUGGACUCUUCCCUCCCAGUGAAGUGCAGCGCUUCAACCCUAACAUUUCAUGGCAGCCUAUCCCUGUUCACACCGUGCCCAUCACUGAAGAUAGGUUGCUGAAGUUUCCGUUGGGCCCAUGUCCCCGUUAUGAACAGCUGCAGAAUGAGACUCGGCAGACACCAGAGUAUCAGAACAGGAGUAUUCAGAAUGCACAAUUUCUGGACAUGGUGGCCAAUGAGACAGGGCUUACGAACCUGACCCUAGAGACCAUCUGGAAUGUUUAUGACACACUCUUUUGUGAGCAAACACAUGGGCUGCUCCUGCCGCCCUGGGCCUCACCCCAAACGGUGCACCGUCUGAGCCAGCUAAAGGAUUUCAGCUUCCUCUUCCUCUUCGGGAUCCACGAGCAAGUACAGAAGGCCCGACUUCAGGGGGGAGUUCUGCUGGCUCAGAUACUGAAGAACCUGACACUGAUGGCAACCACCUCCCAAUUCCCUAAGCUUCUGGUUUACUCUGCGCAUGAUACCACCCUGGUUGCUCUGCAAAUGGCCCUGAAUGUCUACAACGGAAAACAAGCCCCCUAUGCUUCCUGCCACAUAUUUGAACUGUAUCAGGAAGACAAUGGGAACUUCUCUGUGGAGAUGUACUUUCGGAAUGACAGUAAGAAGGCACCCUGGCCUCUGAUCCUGCCUGGCUGCCCUCACCGCUGCCCACUACAGGACUUCCUCCGCCUCACAGAGCCUGUCAUACCCAAGGACUGGCAGAAGGAGUGCCAGCUAACAAGUGAUACUGCAGACACAGAGGUGAUUGUGGCCUUGGCUGUCUGCGGCUCCAUCCUCUUCCUUCUCAUAGUGUUGCUCCUCACGGUCCUCUUCCGGAUGCAGGCCCAGCCUCCUGGCUACCACCAUGUUGCAGACAGGGAAGACCAUGCUUGACAACCACUCAGUCCCCUUCCCUCCGCCUCCUAGGGGAGGUGGGCUGAGUCCUCGCUCCUGACUGUUGCUGAUCCCAGCCCACGGACAGGAGUCCCUGGGUUUAGCCCCCCUGAUUACUUAAGCCCAAAUGAAUGAGAGAGGCUCGGCCGGGCCCAUGGCACCUCAGGCUCACCACCUCCAUGCCUGAUGUUUACCAUGUACUAUGUUGGACACUGGCCUUCUCCAGUGGGAUCUGCCUCUUCUAUACUCCCUAAGGACCUGAGAUACAGACUAGCAUUCAGCUUUCACUCAGGGCCUGGGACAAAAAAACAAAGCCGAAGAGGCCGGUGCUUGGCCUGCCUUGCUCUCCCACCACGCCUUCGUCUCUAGCCCACCACUUUGGCAAUGGCUUAGAGGACAUUGUCCCUUGGUACUUUUUUAGAGGCAAAAACUGCGAAUCAGUGGGAGCAUAAAAUGUGGCCAUCAAGGAACUGGGUCAUCCAACAGCAAAGCUUCCCUGUGGCUGAGGCUACUGUUAGCGUCAACCCUUGGCCUGAGCAGGUGUCUCAGGAGGUCUGAAGGAUAUACUUGUACUAUACCUGGAGAAGUGGAGGCCACAGGCAGCAGAGAAACACAUCAUGAAGUGACCCUCCCUGAAGUAAAUGCAGGGGUGACUGGACUGUUGACUGUGGCCCCCAGAGGGCUGAAGUGUCUCGGAGAAAAUGAAGGUUUGACUGUGA